AUGUCGGGCCAACAGAUCGAGGAGCUGGGCGACUACUUGUUACAGACUGAGCUUCGGGACAACCGGAGCGGAGUUUCCCCUGUAUACACCAAUGAACAGCAGCAACGAGGUGUCAUGAUUUCUGCUACCAGUGGAGAGUUCGUCGAUGAUCAUUUGAUAUCACCACCACUCGGCAGCUACAUGGACUUGCUACAGAACAAUGACAUCGCGUCAGCAACCGACCCAUUCACUGGAAUAGUGUAUGAUGCUUCGGCCACGGAUCGAUCGCAGGAGAAUUCUAUGGAACUUGUUAAUUUCAGUCUCGAACAACAACAAACAAAAUUAUCUUCUACUGCAGCUGCUGCCGGAGCGCAGCGUAACGUUUCAAUCAAACCCUCCACCUGCAAGCGUCCAAGCUUGCAAUGUCAGAGCAUUUGGAGCAGCGAUGACGACAACACCAUCUUGUUCAAUGACGACUCCACACCAAAGCGCUCAAAUGUUAUCAAUGAAGAUGACCGAGGGUUUCGAAAAAAGUCACGGGAGAAGAUGCGGCGACAGGAGGCUAGCGAUAAGUUCGUUGACUUGCUGGAAAUCAACAGUCGAGUUCGCAAAAAGGUCGUUUUGCACGAAGCUAUAUCGGCCAUUAAGUGUUUGAGGCGGGAGUGCAAUCAACUGCGUCGAGAUCGCGAGCGCCUUCUGCAAGAGCUACACAAGUUGGCUGCAUGUGUGCAGUAUUCACAAGCUGGGCUAGGAGCGGUUAUGUAG
Messenger RNA from Phytophthora nicotianae INRA-310, 744 nucleotides. RefSeq lists its product as hypothetical. The record is from RefSeq and is a predicted model, not a curated record. Gene Ontology annotation, molecular function: protein dimerization activity. The coding region runs from base 1 to 744 and encodes 247 amino acids. The transcript is spliced from 3 exons. Lineage: Eukaryota; Oomycota; Peronosporomycetes; Peronosporales; Peronosporaceae.